AUGGGCGUCGACUUCUUUGCGAUUGGAAUCGACUUCGGUGCUACAUACUCCGGUGUAGCGUUUGCCCACUCCGCCCAUCCCGAUGCCAUUAAAGUCAUUACCAACUGGAAGGACGGGAAUGACCAGGAAAAGGUACCAACCAGGAUUGCCUUCGACGAAGAAAGAUCUCGAGUUUACUGGGGUCAUAAUGUCCCUGCCACAAUAGAUCCGUUCACAUGGUUCAAACUUCUACUAAUCGACCAGAACAUCCUCAGCGAGAACACGCGGACGUCACCGCCCCUCUCCACCGCUCGUGAAUACCUUCGUGUGCAAAAUCAAAAGCCUGAUGAGCUCGUGGCGAAAUAUUUGGAGCAGCUGUGGAACCAUACGCUCGAGACUCUGACAGCUCAGUUUGGCGAUGAGGUGGUGGGCGACGUGUUCGCAGUCUGUGAUGCGGGUGGAGGGACGGUAGAUCUCGUCAGCUAUGCGGUACUCAGCACCAAUCCUAUGAACGUGAGAGAAUUUGUGAAACCCGAGAGCGCAAUUUCUGGAGCAGUUUACAUCGAUGAUCAGUUCGAACGAGGGCUACGCCAGACGAUAGGAAGGAGGUGGAAGUCUGCGAGCGUUUGGUCUCGUAGGCAGGUCAUCGAAAAAGAUUGGGAGGAUGGGAUCAAGAGGAACUUUGACGGCAAGGAGCGCGAUUGGUCCGUGACCUUGCCCACAGAUAUGGUCUCAGCAUGGAACAGCAUUUUGGCGCGGAGAAACAAGAAAGCCGAGCUGUUCUUUAAGAAUGGGAAAGUAAUCAUCAAAUCGAGACACGUGGAGGAGUGGCUCCAAGAUGUGGUUCAACCUGUAAGCCGUGUGAUAAGGCACCAAAUCUAUGCGGUGCACAAGAAGCAGAGCAAGAUCAAGUCAAUUCUAUUGAUAGGUGGCUUUGGCUCCUCCAAAUACUUGUACCGGCAGUUAACUAAAGAAUUCGACAGCAUUGAUGUGUUGCAGUCAUCUGGCUCGAGAGGGUGGAGUGCUGUCAGUCGCGGUGCCGUCAUCUGGGGUCUUUCAAAUAAGGGCUCUGGGUUCGCCAACAACACACUUGUUCGAUCACGCAUACCCAGAGAAAGCGGCGAAAUCUCGGAGAGUCAGCUUUUCAACUCCUCAAGGAAUCGCCACGGCGGUGGCUGCAGAAUACCGUUGGCGCGAACUAACUGGGCACUGGGUGCUGCCGUUGACAUGCACGACACUUCUGAGCCACCAAAAUACAUGUUACCUACGAGUAUAGACCCGGAUAUUCCCGACGUAACAGACUCUGACGGCUCUUCUGAACUAAUGGAAGUCGUGGUACAGAAGAUCAGGGGACCAGAUAUUCCCGACCUAACAGACUCUGACGGCGCUUCUGAACGGUCAGAAGCCGUCAUGGAACAUAUGAGUACAGCACCGAAUCUAGCUGAUGAAUCAGACUCUGACGGCGCUGCAUUACUGGCUGAAUCACAGUCGUCAGUGGGAGCUUCCAGCACCUCGAGUGCCAUGAGUGUGGGUAGCGUCACGGCCGCGUUGGACGUCAUCAAUGCCUUUGUUGUGAGAUCCGUCUUCUGCAAACAGGACUUGCUGUCGAUCAUUACUCCUGCUUUACAAAGCUCUCAGGACGAAAUUUGGAAAUUUGAGAUCAGAAUCUGUCGCUUGAUCCGACGGUACGGCAAGGCAUUGACGACAGAAACUAGUGAUCCGAUCGAGGCUGAAGCAGCAAGGUUUCUACGCUCAAGACGUAUUUCCUCGCGCAUUGCUCGGCAAAUUGUCGAGGACACGAGCCAUAAAGUGCAGCGCGAAGGCUCGGCUUCACGGGAGCUAACCAUUCCACAUGUGCGUCAGGAUUUCACUGAUCAACCGGUGAACAAUCCUGCAGAGCAGUUCGACAUUAAUGAGGCACAUGGCCUGGACAUACUCGAAGAUUUGAGCGAGCGAUCAGCAGCGUCUUCAUCAGGUGACAACGACGAGCACCACAGGUCGGGUAUUGGCAAUGAAAGGUUCCAGAGUCUAGAGAACUUCCUGCCUUCUGGAAGCCUGCAGUACGUAGAUCUUCCAGAGAAAGCGACGACAGCGCUAUUGGAGGUUUUCGCGGCGAGUCCCACAUAUCUGAACAUCCAGGUCACUCCGGCCGGACAAAAUCUUUCAAUCAGUUCCAAGCCCGUGACGAGUAGCCUCCCUACACAAACGAACGCAUCAACCGGCCAAGGACCAUCUCAAGGCCAGUCAACGAAUCCUACGAACAGCAAUCCACCGUCUGGGCCUGGCGGUAUGAAUCCCCACCAGCAUAGUAGCCAGAUGAAGCCUAGUAUUCCCACGCCCUUACAGCUUCGCCAGGUAUACCUAUGCAUAAAGAAAGGCGGGAUAUGGAACACAGCUUACCACGUCCGACCGGUGCGCACCGAAACAAUGCCCAUUGAUCGAGAGUUCUUUUCCAAGUUGAAAGAAGAGUACUUUUCAGCCCGCGGCUGGCUUCGAAACUGGUUUUCAAUGUAUCGAUAUGACCACAGCGAAUUCUUCAGAGUAAGAGAGGCUUUCCUCAUACCCAAGCAACAGAAGCUAAAGGCAUCAAAGUUUAGGAAAUACGACGUGGAUAGCAGUGAGCCUGUCGAUAUGGAUUAUCCGCAAGAUCAGCAUCCCGAAUACGAAUUCGCUCCAGAUCCACUCGCAGAGCACUCUCGACCUCCUCAUGGCCCUAUUGGCCCUUUACAGUUCUUCAAUUACUUUUACAGGUGCAAAGAUGACAGUUGGUACUUGUUCCAACGACAGCGCCUCUUCCCCAACAGGGUCAAAGCCGAUUCGCUCAAGGCAUUGCCCAAACACAAGCGGGAGCUCGACAUGUCCGACGACCAGACGGUUCUGUUCUGGGGAAUAUACGCAAAAGAAAAUAGAUGGGCCAUUUGGGUGUUUGCGUACAUCUUCUUGUUCAAUGUGUCCUGGAUACUGUUCGCGAUUCUCUGGAUGUUUCCCUGGGGCCACCGCGCUGAUUUGCAGAAUGGGUUUGUGCCGCUGGGGAUUUCGAUUACGUCGACUAUGGGCUUUUUGGCGUUGAUGGUGGCGAGUGGGCCGGAUGCUGAGAGGCCGAAUCGUUGA
Zasmidium cellare ATCC 36951 is the source of this 3090-nucleotide messenger RNA. RefSeq lists its product as uncharacterized. The transcript has 7 exons. NCBI's taxonomy places the organism in Eukaryota, Fungi, Ascomycota, Dothideomycetes, Mycosphaerellales, Mycosphaerellaceae. Bases 1 to 3090 code for a protein of 1029 amino acids. The record is from RefSeq and is a predicted model, not a curated record.